Messenger RNA from Solanum stenotomum, 876 nucleotides. RefSeq names its product dehydration-responsive element-binding protein 3-like. Bases 129 to 764 code for a protein of 211 amino acids. Gene Ontology annotation, molecular function: DNA binding; DNA-binding transcription factor activity. The record is from RefSeq and is a predicted model, not a curated record. The transcript has a single exon. Gene Ontology annotation, biological process: regulation of DNA-templated transcription. Lineage: Eukaryota; Viridiplantae; Streptophyta; Magnoliopsida; Solanales; Solanaceae.
AUAAUUCGAAUUACACUAAUUUUUUCUCUCACUCCUCUUCUCUUCAUAUAUAUGUCCCUACUUUUUUGGCAUUCGAUACAUACUUCUCUAACCAUCUGUGCAAUGUCCAUUUCAAUCACCGUUAAUUAAUGGCGGAACUUGUACAAUCAUCUCCCAUUUCCGUGUCAAAAACAGAGGAACCAGAAGAGAAACGAAUGGAAAAGCGAAGAAGAGAUGAAUCUUACCCAGUAUACAGAGGAGUUCGAAUGCGAAGUUGGGGAAAAUGGGUUUCUGAAAUUCGACAACCGCGUAAGAAAUCACGGAUUUGGCUAGGUACUUAUCCAACCCCUGAAAUGGCUGCAAGAGCACAUGACGUUGCUGCGCUUAGUAUUAAAGGGAAUUCAGCAAUUCUCAAUUUUCCUCAACUCGUUGAAUCGUUGCCUCGUCCAGCUUCAAUUUCACCUAGAGAUGUUCAAGCUGCUGCUGCUAAAGCAGCUGCUAUGGAUGAACUAAAUUCCUCUGUUUCUUCUUCUUCUUCGACAUUGAGUGAGUCGAUGACAGUAGCAGCAGCAUCUGAAGAUCAGUUAGGUCAGAUUAUUGAAUUACCGAAUUUGGAAGGAAUUUUUGAGUCGGAAAAGAUGAAGUUGAGUGACUCCGGUGAAGGAUGGGUUUACCCCCCGCCGUGGGGGGAAUUUGAGGACGAAUUUUGUGGGUAUUUCUUUGAGCAUACCGCCAUUGGAGAGAGUUUAAUUCCUACCAAAUUCGAGACGAUGAAAUGGGCUUGAUUAUUGUAAUCAAACACAAUUGUGUGACCCUUUUAGAUUGAUAUGCUCUGUUCAUAUUCACAAUUCUUCUUCUUUCAUGUUUGAAUGUAAAUAAAACAAUAUUUUAAUUAUC